Molecule: messenger RNA, 2373 nt
Organism: Stylophora pistillata
Lineage: Eukaryota; Metazoa; Cnidaria; Anthozoa; Scleractinia; Pocilloporidae
Product: procollagen galactosyltransferase 1
Molecular function (GO): procollagen galactosyltransferase activity
Source: RefSeq, a predicted model, not a curated record
UUUACUUCCGGUCCACUUAUCUGCAAAGGACGAUGGUCUGAACAAGAAGUAAUUCUUCGCAAAUCUCCGCAAAAAUCGAUUAGUGAUGGCUGGGUGUAGUUAUUUAUUUUUGAUUACUCUUCUAUUUACAAGUUUACAGAUUUCAUCAGCGGACUCAAAGAUCUCGGAUGUCGUUUAUAAUCGUUCAAAGGAGUCCGCUGUGAGAGAUCCCGGCGUGUUUUUAGCGAUCAUAGCUCGUAACGCCGCUCAUCUUCUGCCGAAUUGGCUCGCAUGCAUCGAGAAUUUGGAUUACCCAAAAAAUCGAAUGUCUGUUUGGAUCAGAUCAGACCAUAAUGAAGACAAUACAUCAAAGAUACUACAAGAAUGGUCUCAAAAUGUAAAACAUUUAUACCACAGAGUUUUGGUAAAUGUGUCUGAUACACCUAGUAAGUAUGAUGAUGCUGUGGGCCCAGCAGAGUGGCCAGACAGCAGAUAUCGACAGAUGAUGUAUCUUAGACAAAAGGCUUUGGAUAGCGCAAGAAAACAGUGGGCUGACUAUUUAUUUGUAAGAAUACAAGAGACAUUACUUUUUAUUGACCAAGUUAAGACUGUUAUUUCACCAAUGAUUGAAGUUUUUGGAGGAAAGGCUGCAUAUUCUAACUUCUGGGGUGGAAUGGAUGAAGAUGGGUACUAUGCUAGGUCUGACAACUACUUUCCAAUGCUUCAACGAGAGGAAAAGGGUUGCUUUGAAGUGCCAAUGAUUCACUCCACCAUGCUGAUAGAUUUAAGGAAGACUAUAAGUGAUCAGUUGAGAUAUAAUCCCCCUUUAUCAAGUUACCAUGGAGAAGAGGACGACAUUCUUGUGUUUGCACAUUCUGCAAGGGAAGCAGGAAUAAACUUGAACCUCUUAAAUAAAGAGGUGUAUGGGUAUAUGUUAAGCCCUGCAGAUGCCAAUAGCACCCUGGAAGACAUGAAGGUUCAUUUUACUCAUGUAAAGCUUGAGUGGUUUGUUGAUCAUCCCGAGGAAUUGAUGCCUGUUAGUUCACAUAUUACUGUUCAAUAUCCCCCUCCUGGAAAGCUGGGUUUUGAUGAGGUACAUUAUAAAACAUUGUAUGCAUGUGGUUUGGGAGGCGGUAAAAACUUUUGUUCGUUUAUUUGUUUUUGUCUUUGUUGUCAUCAUCACUUUUUCUUCCAUUUUGACAGGUUAUUAACUGACCAGCAGGUUAAAGACAUGGGAAUUAAGAUGUUACCAGGUUACAAAGAUCCGUAUGGUAAAAGGCCGCUAACCAUGGGAGAAAUCGGAUGCUUCUUGAGUCAUUACCUAAUUUGGGAGGAGAUGAUCAAUAAUGGUUUGGAUAAAGUGUUGGUGUUAGAAGAUGAUGUCCGAUUUGAACCCGAUUUUCGGAAUCAGCUUCAAGAUCUACUCCAAGAGGCAAACGCCCUGUCGAGCGAGUACCCCUGGGAACUAAUUUAUAUAGGGCGCAAGAGAUUCCACAGUAAUGCUGUUACAAUGGUUCCAGGAGCCUCGGCACUAGCUUGGGCUGAAUAUACUUAUUGGACGUUGGGGUAUGCCAUUUCAUUACGAGGCGCCCGCAAACUUGUGUCUGCGAAACCGCUGGAGAAAAUGGUCGCCGUGGACGAGUUUUUACCUAUUAUGUUUAACAAGCAUUUAAAAUCGGAGUGGGCCAAUCACUUUUAUCCCCGUAACCUUGUUGCCAUGACAGCAGAGCCCUUACUUCUGUACCCAACUCAUUACGUGGGAGAUGAAGGGUACUUCAGCGACACUGAAACCACCGGCUUGAUUCCGCCAGAACUACAACAAACCGACACGCUUAAAGGAAAACUUGAACUUUGAUAUUAACUUUAAACGAACGUAUUCCGUUAAAAUUUACCCCAAGAAAUGAAGAGAAAGCGAUACGUAGCAUACUUUCAAGUAUUGUUUUUAAGCAAGGGUCACAUGUUCACGUCUAAGUUACGUUCGACGAGUAGAGCUAAGCGUUCUGAUGCCUUACGGUCGAAAUUAAUUCACUGCCGUUAAGCAAUGUUGCGAUUUUCAACUCAGCGUUGCAUACUAAAAACGAUCGUCGCUUUCGCCUAUAGUGUUGCAUUCAAUUAGUUAUUAAGUGACGCAAUUCGCGUAUCACAUUUCACACUUUGUUAUGAAGUUCAAGAGGAAUAUCAAUACUUACAUUAUAUAUAAGGAUUAUUGAAAGAAAUUCGAAAUUUUAUAGCUAUUUUUCAUGCCCCAAAUCGAGCCCUUAUCAUAGUUUGCAGUGUUUGCGGCGCAGAACAGAUUAAAUAUUUACGUCAAAAAUUGUGAAAAUUUUAAAAUGCUUUAUUUUGCGAGUGAAAAUUUAUGGAGAGAAUUUUUCAAUAAAUAAUUGGAUGAAAGUA